AUGAAGUUUUUUCUUGUCAUCUUUUUAGUGCCAUUUACAAUAUGCAGUACAAAUAUUGCUAUAACGCCGGAGUUGUUGGAAAGCGUGUUUGGAAAUCCAGGCCUGUCUACUAGCGAAACGAUAACGCAGGCGUUUGCGCAGGCCUCACCCGUAUCUCCUCCAAAAAAUGAUGCCCAGGCCGCCACUCAAUAUGAGAACGUAGAUCAAUAUCUACCAUCCAAUGUGAAUUACGACAAAUUCGAUUGGACGCUUACAAAGCGUGUAGCAGCGAGUUCCCAAGAAAACUUCCUGAUAUCACCUUUGGGGCUUAAAUUAGCGUUGGCUAUACUUAUGGAAGCUUCGACGGGGAUUACUCAAGUAGAGCUCUCUUAUGUAUUGGGCUUAGAUACUGAUAAAAACGCCGCGAGGCAAAAAUUCGCGAUGAUCUUAGAUUCUUUACAUACGAAGUCCUCACAAUAUAUCUUGAACUUAGCUAGCAGAAUAUAUAUUGGUGGUAAUAUAGUACCACAACAACGCUUCUCUGCCGUAGCAGAACAGUUCUACAAAACUGAAUUAAAGCCAUUGAAUUUUACUGAUCCAGCAAGUGCCGCGAAGAGUAUCAAUCAAUGGGUAUCUAAUAACACUGAAGGAAGAAUCAAUCAUUUAGUUGAUAUGGAUGAUGUAAAUGGCGUGUCAGCUCUAGUACUUAACACAAUAUUCUUCAAAGGUACUUGGCUCUAUCAAUUUCCACCAAAUGUAACUAAGAACGAUGCAUUCUACGUCACAGCUAAGGAAAAGAAAGAUAUACCUUUCAUGAAUGUUAAGAAUAAAUUUUAUUAUACUGAGUCUACACGAUUUAACGCGAAAAUUUUGAGGAUGCCAUAUUUAGGAAACAAAUUUGCAAUGUACAUCAUAGUGCCGAAUUCUCUCACUGGCUUGCCAUCACUAUUUAACGAGCUAAGUGAUAUUCGUUCAGAGUUGUAUUACCUUCAAGAAUCUAUUGUAGAUAUUACUCUUCCUAAGUUCCAGUUUGAAUACACGUCCUUAUUGGAUGGAGUUCUAAAAGAGCUUGGCGUCAGGCAGGCGUUUGAAGAUACAGCCUCCUUUCCCGGUCUCACUCGUGGACAGUAUCUCUAUAACAGGAUGAAGAUCUCCAAAGUAUUACAGCAUUCUGGUAUUGAAGUCAACGAAUUAGGCAGUGUCGUAUAUUCGGCUACAGAAGUUGCUCUUGAGAAUAAAUUUGGCGAAGACGGGAUGCCAAAUGCCGAAGUGAUUGCCAACAAGCCUUUCCUAUUUUUCAUACAAGAUGAGCAAACCAGACAAUUGCUGUUCACUGGGCGCGUUUCUGACCCUUCACUUCCCAUAGGUGCCUUUAAAAAGACA
Molecule: messenger RNA, 1362 nt
Organism: Brenthis ino (lesser marbled fritillary)
Lineage: Eukaryota; Metazoa; Arthropoda; Insecta; Lepidoptera; Nymphalidae
Source: the annotation of a GenBank genome assembly